UCUCAAACAAUUAAACAGAAGAUGAACAUAUAAGAAAAGUAAUUAAACAGAAGAAGUUCUUCACUUUGAAUGAUGUUAAUUGCAGUCUAAAGUGUUGGAGGGCAAACAAAGAUACAAGUAUCGCACAAGUUACAGGCAGUUCAACAUCUGCAGAAAUUCACAUAACAGAAUGCUCAUUAACCCCAUCAUUAAGUGUUCCUUUCUCAAAAUCGCCAUCGAACGUGCCCUUAAAGUUAACCCCAUCAUUGAGAACUAAAUGUCGAGAUGGAACAUGAAUGGAAUGCUGACUAUAUCAUUUAGCAGCACACUAAGCUGGAAAAGAAAGCACAACAGGGCCACAAAGCAUACAAAGUUUAGAGUUGGAUUUAGCUUGACUAAUCUAAUAAUCUAUACAAUUAUGGCGGGGAUAUCGAUAGAUGGGUGGAGUAUGUAAUAUCAAAGAGAGUUGAAUGUCUUGAUCUAACCUUCUAUGUGCGCUGUAAAGGGGGAUACAAGCAAGCUGUAUGUUUUCUCAGAGGCGUGUUACAAUCACAUCAAGACUCGUCGACUCCCGAAGCUGGCCGGCGGCGGUGAAUGAAGUCCCUCAGAUCCUACGCUGCUGCUGCUGCUACUGGCCGGCGGCGGUGAAUGAAGGAUCCAAGGAGGGAGGAGGCACUACGACUCGUCGACUCCCGAAGCUGCUAGGGCUGCCGCUGCGUCUCAUGGUCUCAGUGCAGUGGGUAAGGGCCGAAAAUUAGUUUUGAAUUGGGCUGGGCCUGGGCUGAAUUAAAUCUGUCUUUGUACUUUGAAUGGGUACAACGGGUACCCAUAUUACCCAAACGGGUAUUCGCGGGUAACCCGCGGGUACCCAUAUUAGGACUGUACAAUUCCAAGUCCCAUCCGUUUAAAAUAUUACGGGUAAUAUGGGUACCUGUAACCCUUAAAAAACGGGACGGGUACGGGUAUACCCAAAUACCCGUUUCCCGUUGCCCACCCUAACAUAGAAGAGAAGGAUGGUACCACCAUCGAUGAUGAAUGCAUCUCCUUAGAAAUUAGAUGCACCGUCCUAUGAAUGCCAAUUAGGCUCUCUCAAGCUGAGUGACUCUUUGCUUGAGUUCUAUAGAGUGAUUUGAGUUACUAUUUGCCGCCUCCUGAAUCCUACAACCUUAUCCUCUAUUUAUAGUGGAACAAAAAGGGGGUGUAUAUGUCUUUUCCCCCCAAAAAGCGAAAAAGGUGUUUGCUACCACUAGGAUUUGGAUUCCUUGAUUUGGGGACAAAGUAAAGAAUAUUCCAGAAGAUUUCACGAGCGACAGUCGAGCCGCCGUAGAUUUUCCUCUGAAUUUAACUUUCUUGGCUCACAAGUAAUCUCCCCAUGGAUUUUCAAUGUGACUUGAUGGGUGUUGCCCAAUGGUGGUUGGCACCAUCACAAGACCGUCGUGGGUUUUUGUCCAGGAUUGGGAUAAAAUUUCUCUAGUAGACUUCUCUUGGGCUUACAUGAUGACAUCAUGAAGACUUCCCCACCAUUUAUUUGUUUAAUUGAUGAACCUUGAUCUUCUAGUAAUUAUCCCUUCCUAAUCCUCCAACUUGAUCCAAUUGUCGAUCCAAAUCAUCGUAGAUUGUGUUUGACCUUGAAAAGCACAAAAUAAUACCAAAAAGGAAUAAAUGAUACAAAAACACAUUCUAGGUCUAUCAUAAGCACGUUGAUCCAAUAAUUAUGAUAUUCACAUCAAACAUAGCAAAAUAUACUAAAAACGCAUCGAAAGAAGAGGAAAAUGUAUCGAAUAUGGUUAUAUCAAACACAAUAAUUUGAGUGUGCAUCAUAAGGCUCUUACUAAUUUAAACUUCUAAUAACCAUCUAAGAGUCAAAUAAUUAUACCCAUACACAACUUCAAGCCGCGAAUAGUUAGUGAUACAAUGAAACCUCAUGAUUAUAGUCAAAUUUAACAUAAGGCAAGCAUCCUUUCCAAGUUUUAAUUUUACUCUUUAUAACAUCCUGACGCAUUUGAGAUAUGGUCAUAUUGACUACUUUAGUUUUGUCCAUCAAGUAGUAUAAUAUAGCAACUUAGUCGCCAAAAGACUCCAUUAACCUUUCUUUCCGCAUUAGUUGAAGAUUUAAUGCAGGUUUUUAAUAUGUUCAAAUCUAAGGAACUUGCAUCUAAAACUAAGAUAAGUGUAUACCGAUGAGAAAGGGCAUCAACUACUCGUUGCCUUGAUUACAUCUUAAGAAAUAAGGAAAUGGUUCAAUGAACUCAACCUAAUGAUCAUGUAAUUUGUUGAUUUUGUGUUGUGCCUUGAGAUACUUCAAAUAUUCACGAUCAGUGUGGAUAACAAACACUUUUGGUCAAGAAUCUACACAUAAUAUAAUACGCCGAAGGGAAAAACGGGAGCCCCAUUUCAAAUUUCCUGCAACGAGAGUGAAAGUAGGAAGGACAUUUUGGUCUUCACAAUUACUUUUUUUUAUUCAUUAAAAAAAACGUACUGGGAUUCGAACCAUGACCAUUUUAAAGAAAAACAAGGAUAAUAA
Linum trigynum is the source of this 2503-nucleotide messenger RNA. Lineage: Eukaryota; Viridiplantae; Streptophyta; Magnoliopsida; Malpighiales; Linaceae. The record is from the annotation of a GenBank genome assembly.